CGCUGGAGGUCUUGAGCUCUCUGUCAGCACUGCAAAAACUUGCCCUAUAGAUUUCCCCGAAGCUUCUUAGAUGACGCUUGUCGGUGCCCACCUACUGCUUGCCGUCCUUCUUGCUGUGAACGUUGCGACUGUCGCGCUAGCACAAGGCGUGGUGAGCAGCGUUGUAUCGAGCGUCGGUUCAGCCGUAAAAACGGCAACGGGCGCGGGAGACCCCAUCUUGACCGGUUUUGAUGGCCGGAGCUUCGAGUUCGUUGGGGAGGUCGGUGCUUACUAUAACGUCAUCUCAGAAAAGCAGCAUCAGAUGAGCAUGAAGCUGAAGCUGGGCCAGAUGUGGGAUCACAAUGGCACGUACAUGGAGGGCAUCGGCUUCCGCUACCAGGAUCACAAGGUCGUCAUCGAGCUGGCCUCCGAUGACAGCAUGCACGUGUACCUGGACGGCAAGCGCCUGCAGAUGGCCAUGGACGAGAACGAGCAGGAACACUUAUUGGGCCUGGAUUCUGGAGAGAUGAUGCUGCUGUGGCAGCUGCACCGGCCCGACUUGGGCCAGGCUAUCGAGAUCAACACAGAUCUGCUGUCUGUGAUCGUCUUCCUGACCCCUGCUGGCACGCGUGAUGAGGGCGGUGUGAUUCAGCCGGCCUACCUCAACUUUGAUGCUGCCCUGCUCGGACCCCCCGCCCACGAUCUGAAGGGUAUCAUUGGCAUCGGCUACGAGCGUCUAACGGCCGCCGCCGCAGCCGCGCCGGCGGAUGAUUUCAAAUUUCACGGCGUGGAUUCCGAUUACAAAAUAGCCGGCUACUUCUCGACCGCGCACAAGCACAACGCGUUCGGUGUGGCGGCCGCGGCCGGCCGGAGUAAGCGGCGACUCAUCGAGCGCGUCGACGUGGCGUUUCCUCUCCGCUUCCACGCCGGCGGCGUUCCCUCCAAAACCCCUAUCAUUCCCCCCUCUCGCCGCCGCCUGAUCGAGGCAGUCACUCUUCCCCGCCGCAUGUUCCAGUGA
Messenger RNA from Coccomyxa subellipsoidea C-169, 997 nucleotides. RefSeq lists its product as hypothetical. Lineage: Eukaryota; Viridiplantae; Chlorophyta; Trebouxiophyceae; Coccomyxaceae. The transcript is spliced from 7 exons. The coding region runs from base 71 to 997 and encodes 308 amino acids. The record is from RefSeq and is a predicted model, not a curated record.